This is a messenger RNA of Penicillium longicatenatum, 1050 nucleotides long. Its product is annotated as DUF1295 domain protein. Lineage: Eukaryota; Fungi; Ascomycota; Eurotiomycetes; Eurotiales; Aspergillaceae. The transcript has 2 exons. Gene Ontology annotation, biological process: lipid metabolic process. The coding region runs from base 1 to 1050 and encodes 349 amino acids. Gene Ontology annotation, molecular function: oxidoreductase activity, acting on the CH-CH group of donors. The record is from RefSeq and is a predicted model, not a curated record. Gene Ontology annotation, cellular component: membrane.
AUGGAUGUGGUGAACAAAGUGGCUGAACAUGGACCUAGGUCUUCCAGUCCCCUCCAACCACCUCCAUUCCACACAUUUCAUCCCGAAGUCCAUGGAACCACCGGCAAUAUCGGGAUAUUGAAAUCGACAAUUCUCCCCUCAUUCAGUCUAUACUCUAGCCUUUCGGUUGCAACUUUUGUAGCAGCCAAAAAAACCGACCGUGUCGAGCUGAAAGACUGGCUAUGGCCAUCAAGCCAAGUCCUCAACGCAUGGUGGAGUGCCGUCGGGCGAGAUAUGUACAAGAAUAAUGUUACAUUCUAUGCCGCUUGGGGCAAGCUCAGCUGGACAGAGAAGCUCCUUCUUGGAUCGGUUACAGUUUGGGGCAUGAGACUAUUUGCCCGUAUCGCGCGUCGGUCUGUGGUUCGUGGGAAAGAUGAUUCGCGGUACGAGGCGCUCAAGAAAGACCCCGGGUUUUGGAGAACGGCGCUAUUCAAAUUGUUUCUCCCAGAAGCUGCUAUCCUGUCUAUUAUCUCCUUGCCUUUUACGCUGCCAUUCAACUGGAGUGGGUCCACUGUUUCACUCGGUGCGGAAUGUUUGAAUAAGAUUCGCGCUUUCGGUGUUGGACUUUUCAGUGCUGGGUUUGCACUGGAGGUCAUGUCUGAUACUCAACUCGAGCUUCAUCGUGAGGAGCGAAACGAUCUAUGUCGAGACGGAGUGUGGAGUCUAGUCCGACAUCCGAACUACCUUGGCGAUACUCUGGUGCAUAUCUCAUUUGCCGUUCUCAACUUGGCCAACUCUUUCAACCCCGUCGUUUUCCUUGGGCCACUUUCGAACUAUCUAUUCCUCCGAUUUGUUGGUGGCGACAAGCAGACCGAGGCUAGUCAAGAAGAAAGGUACCAAGCCAGUGAUACAGAAAAGCUCACACAGCUCCGAGAAUGGCAGCGUGAGAAAAACAGUUUCUGGCCAUCACUGCGAGAUUUAGUUAGCCCGUGGGCUUUGGCUGUCUAUAGCUGCGGAUUCAUGGGUGCUUUCGCAGAGGAAGUGGUAAGGACUAGAUACAACCUGUCUUGA